Molecule: messenger RNA, 1827 nt
Organism: Colletotrichum truncatum
Lineage: Eukaryota; Fungi; Ascomycota; Sordariomycetes; Glomerellales; Glomerellaceae
Product: L-amino acid oxidase
Biological process (GO): amino acid catabolic process
Molecular function (GO): L-amino-acid oxidase activity
Source: RefSeq, a predicted model, not a curated record
AUGCGACUUUUUCGCCCAACUGCAGCCGUUGCAGCGCUUCUGACACAGGCUUUCGGUUUACCCGCUAACAGCCCCAAAGAAGCACGGCAGCAAGACCGAAAUGUUUGCAACGACGGAAGUCUCGCUGCAGAAAAUCCUCGUGCGGCUUUCUUCAGAAAGAUCGUGGACAACUCACCAUAUUCCAACCAUAGUAGGGUACCAACACCAAGCAAUGUUCCCCUCAAGGUCGGCAUUAUUGGGGCAGGGGCUGCAGGUCUCUAUGCUGCCAUAUUGCUAGACUCUCUCGGCAUCGACUACGAUAUCCACGAGGUUUCUGAUCGGGUUGGCGGAAGGAUUUUCACCUAUCGCUUCGACGAGGAGAGCUGGGCGAAAUCAACGCCAGCCGACCCCGCUUACUACGACUACUAUGAUGUGGGAGCAAUGCGAUUUCCCCACAUGCCCUAUAUGGACCGAAUCAUUGGCAACGAAUCAUGGAGUCUGAUCCCGUACAUUAAUGCACGUGUAUCUGAGCGUGAUCAAGUAGUAAAGAAACACUACAUUUUCAAAGCCGAUAACGCGUUUAGGCGUUUCAACGGAAUCACUGCUCAAAUGAAGGACGCCGGUUCCGGCUCACCUAGCAAGUACAAUGUUCCAGUCUUGAACGAGGCAUUCGCUACCCAAUCUGCUGCGAAUGUCUGGGCUGCACAGGUCGCGACAAUGACAAAGGCAUUAUCAGAAAACUUCACUGCCGGAUUCAACCUGCUAAUGGAAUAUGACUCUAUGACUACUCGAGAGUUCCUUUUGGACAGGAAUUUCACCAACGGCGAGAUAGACUGGCUUGAAACCGUGAAUGAUGCAACAGGUCAUUACGACAUGUAUUCAAUGUCUCAAGCUGUUUUGGAAGAAUGGAUUUUCGACAGCGUGGAUCCAGAAAAUUGGUCUCUGAUCAACGGCGGCAUGGACAUGUUGACGAAGGGAAUGAAUCUCAUCAUCAAAAAUAAACCCAAGCUUCACAGCAGGGUUACAGACAUUAAGAAGAACUCUGACGGAACUUUAAAGGUCCUUGUCAACGGCACCCAGGAGACUAACUAUGCGCACGUUAUUUCAACAGUUCCUCUUGGUGCUCUGCAAAUUAUCAACAUGACAGAGUUGAAUCUUGGAUACUACCAGAACAGUGCUAUCCGCACACUGCAAUACGACCACUCUACAAAGAUUGGCUUUAAGUUCAAGUCACGAUGGUGGGAAAACCUUUCGACAGGCCCGUUCAAGGGCGGCCAGUCUUACACCGACCUACCCAUUCGACGCUGCGUGUAUCCAUCGUACGGAAUCGACAUACCCAAUGCCCCCGGAACCAUGAUUGCCAGCUACGUUUGGGGUCAGGACUCUUCGCGUUUGGGGUCCUAUCUUAAUCCGCAUAACCCCACCACGCAAGCGCCGUAUCAACCAUACAGCGUGGACACUUUGGUUGACUUCACACUACGCGAUCUUGCGGAACUCAAUGGCGUAUCUCACGAGUACAUCUUGUCUCAAUUUGAAGGAUACCAUGCUUACGACUGGUACGGCUCGGCAUACUCGAACGGUGCUUUCGCCAUCUUUGGGCCCGGCCAGUACAGUACCGUCGUGCCGUGGUUAAUGAUGCCAGCUGCCCAGGGGCACAUGCACUUUGCCGGAGAAGCUCUAAGCUCAGGCCAUGCGUGGAUUAUUGGUGCUGUCAACAGCGCGUGGAGAACGGUAUAUGAGAUUCUGUGCACUGAAGGCCUGGAGGACAAAAAGGCUCAAUUCAUCCAACAGUGGAAAGAUAUAGAUGAGGUCGAAAAGGGAUGGUAUAAUUGGACGCCUGGUGGCUAG